AUGUGGAGGCGGGAAUUUCCUUACUGGAGAGAAAAGGAACAGUUCCGUAAACUCUUUAUUGGUGGCUUAAGCUUUGAAACCACAGAAGAAAGUUUGAGGAACUACUACAAGCAAUGGGGAAAGCUUACAGACUGUGUGGUAAUGAGGGAUCCUGCAAGCAAAAGAUCAAGAGGAUUUGGUUUUGUGACUUUCUCAUCCAUGGCCGAGGUUGAUGCUACCAUGGCUGCGAGAUCUCAUUCAAUUGAUGGGAGAGUCAUUGAGCCCAAACAUGCUGUGGUAAGAGAGGAGUCUGGAAAGCCAGGGGCUCAUGUAACUGUGAAGAAGUUGUUUGUUGGUGGAAUUAAAGAAGAUACUGAGGAACAUCACCUUAGAGAUUAUUUUGAGGAAUAUGGAAAAAUUGAUACCAUUGAGAUAAUUACUGAUAGGCAAUCUGGAAAGAAAAGAGGCUUUUGCUGUGUUCCUUUUGAUGACCAUGAUCCUGUGGAUAAAACUGUUUUGCAGAAAUACCAUACUAUCAAUGGACAUAACGCAGAAGUAAUACGUGGCUUUGGGGAUGGCUAUAAUGGGUGUGGAGGCGGACCUGGAGGUGGCAAUUUUGGAGGUAGCCCUGGUUAUGAAGGAGGAAGAGGAGGAUAUGGUAGUGGAGGACCUGGAUAUGGCAACCAGGAUGGGGGCUAUGGAGAUGAUUAUGACAACUAUGGAGGAGGAAAUUAUGGAAGUGAAAAUUACAAUGAUUUUGGAAACUAUAACCAGCAACCUUCUAACUAUGGUCCAAUGAAGAGUGGAAACUUUGGUGGUAGCAGAAACAUGGGGGGACCAUAUGGUGGAGGAAACUACGGUCUAGGAGGCAGUGGAGGAAGUGGGAGUUAUGGUGGGAGGAGCCGAUAUUGAGCUUCUUUCUCUUUGCCAUGGGCUUCACUGUAUAAAUAGG
This is a messenger RNA of Tupaia belangeri chinensis (Chinese tree shrew), 931 nucleotides long. Its product is annotated as heterogeneous nuclear ribonucleoproteins A2/B1. Gene Ontology annotation, molecular function: mRNA 3'-UTR binding; single-stranded telomeric DNA binding. NCBI's taxonomy places the organism in Eukaryota, Metazoa, Chordata, Mammalia, Scandentia, Tupaiidae. Bases 1 to 891 code for a protein of 296 amino acids. The transcript is spliced from 2 exons. The record is from RefSeq and is a predicted model, not a curated record. Gene Ontology annotation, biological process: mRNA transport; mRNA splicing, via spliceosome. Gene Ontology annotation, cellular component: catalytic step 2 spliceosome.